Mastomys coucha (southern multimammate mouse) is the source of this 3654-nucleotide messenger RNA. It is a transcript of the gene Ubqln1, whose product is annotated as ubiquilin 1. Gene Ontology annotation, molecular function: polyubiquitin modification-dependent protein binding. The transcript has 11 exons. Bases 219 to 1970 code for a protein of 583 amino acids. Gene Ontology annotation, cellular component: autophagosome; cytosol. Lineage: Eukaryota; Metazoa; Chordata; Mammalia; Rodentia; Muridae. Gene Ontology annotation, biological process: autophagosome assembly; regulation of macroautophagy. The record is from RefSeq and is a predicted model, not a curated record.
AGCGUGCCCUGCGCGGCGCCGGCGACGAGCGUGGGGGAGGUGCGGGAGGAGGAAGCGGCGGCGACACGGAGAGUCCCCCGCGUCCACCCGGCAGCCGAUCGCCCACCCGGGCCUGCACCCGCAGCCCGCGUCUACGCACCCUCGGCGGCCCCGCAGCCUGUCGCGCCUCGCGGACCCGGCCGCAGCCCCCAAGUGUCGCGCUCGCCUGAGUCACCGCCAUGGCCGAGAGCGCAGAGAGCGGCGGCCCACCGGGCGUGCAGGACAGUGCGGCCGACGGCGGCCCCGCAGAGCCCAAGAUCAUGAAGGUCACGGUGAAGACGCCGAAAGAGAAGGAGGAGUUCGCUGUGCCCGAGAACAGCUCGGUCCAGCAGUUCAAAGAAGAAAUCUCUAAACGUUUCAAAUCUCAUAUUGACCAACUUGUGUUGAUAUUUGCUGGAAAAAUUUUAAAAGAUCAAGAUACUUUGAGUCAGCAUGGGAUUCAUGAUGGACUUACGGUUCACCUUGUCAUCAAAACACAGAACAGGCCGCAAGAUAAUUCAGCUCAGCAAACAAAUACCACUGGAAGCAAUGUGACCAGCUCACCAGCUCCUGAUAGUAACCCCGCAUCUGGUUCUGCUGCUAACAGUUCUUUUGGCGUAGGUGGACUUGGAGGCCUUGCAGGUCUUAGUAGCUUGGGUUUAAAUACCACCAACUUCUCUGAACUACAGAGCCAAAUGCAGCGGCAGCUUUUGUCUAACCCUGAAAUGAUGGUCCAGAUCAUGGAGAAUCCCUUCGUCCAGAGCAUGCUCUCAAAUCCUGACCUGAUGCGGCAAUUGAUUAUGGCCAAUCCACAAAUGCAACAGUUGAUACAGAGAAAUCCAGAAAUUAGUCAUAUGCUUAAUAAUCCAGAUAUAAUGAGACAAACACUGGAACUUGCCAGAAAUCCAGCGAUGAUGCAGGAAAUGAUGAGAAACCAGGACCGAGCCUUGAGCAACCUAGAAAGUAUUCCUGGGGGCUACAAUGCCUUACGGCGCAUGUAUACAGAUAUCCAGGAGCCUAUGCUGAAUGCCGCGCAAGAACAGUUUGGUGGUAAUCCAUUUGCUUCCUUAGUGAGCAGCAGUUCAUCCUCAACAGAAGGGACUCAGCCUUCUCGAACAGAAAAUAGGGAUCCACUCCCCAACCCGUGGGCUCCACAGACUUCCCAGAGCUCACCAGCUUCGGGUACCACUGGCAGCACCACUAACACCGUGAGCACCUCUGGUGGCACUGCUACCAGUCCCCCUGCUGGACAGAGCACCUCGGGCCCAAGCUUGGUGCCUGGUGCAGGAGCUAGUAUGUUCAACACACCAGGAAUGCAAAGCUUGUUACAACAGAUAACUGAGAACCCACAGCUCAUGCAGAACAUGCUGUCCGCCCCGUACAUGAGAAGCAUGAUGCAGUCCCUGAGCCAGAACCCUGACCUUGCUGCCCAGAUGAUGCUGAAUAACCCCCUAUUUGCUGGAAAUCCUCAGCUUCAAGAACAAAUGAGACAACAGCUCCCAACUUUCCUCCAACAAAUGCAGAACCCCGACACACUCUCAGCUAUGUCGAACCCUAGAGCCAUGCAGGCGCUGCUGCAGAUCCAGCAGGGCUUGCAGACGCUGGCCACAGAAGCUCCUGGCCUCAUCCCGGGGUUUGCUCCUGGCUUGGCAGCAGGCAAUUCUGGAGGCUCCUCAGGAACCAAUGCACCUAGCACUGCACCUAAUGAGGAUACGAACCCCCAAGGGGGCACUGCUGAGCCAGGCCACCAGCAGUUCAUCCAGCAAAUGCUGCAGGCCCUUGCCGGGGUGAAUCCUCAGCUGCAGAGUCCAGAAGUCAGAUUUCAGCAACAACUGGAGCAGCUCAGUGCCAUGGGAUUCUUGAACCGGGAAGCAAACUUGCAGGCACUGAUAGCAACGGGGGGUGACAUCAACGCCGCAAUCGAGAGGCUGCUGGGCUCCCAGCCCUCAUAGCAGCAUUUCUGUAUCCUGAAAAAAUGUAAUUUAUUUUUGAUAACGGCUCUUAAAUCUUUAAAAUAACCUGCUUUAUUUCAUUGGGAUUCUGUGCUGUUAUAAAGGAACCAAUAGGAAGUACCUGGAGGUGGCGUGCGGGUCUCUGUCUUGUUGGACAGUGGGAAUCAAUGUUUCUGGUUAAGGCUGCUGCAUGCAUCAAACACUUGGCAUUAUUGCAAUUUUUUUAAAAACAUCACCUUUUCUAAUUGGGUGAACAAAUUUUUGUCCUGCAUCUGUCCAACUAACUUGCUUUUUAAACAUAACCCUAUGGUAGUAAUUUAUGUAGAAUAAAGGCAUUAAAAAGCAGAUCAUCCGCGCACUCCAUGAUUUCUGGUACAAUGUUGCUUAUUGUGACUUUGGCAUGUACUUUGCAAAUAAUGCUGUAAGAUUUAUACUACUGACAGUUUUGUUUAUUUGUAUACAAUACAAAUUAUUGCAUAUUUCUAGGCCAUCUAAGCAAAAUUUCUGUAACCAAAAAAAUACACUAAGGAUUCCUAAUUGUGUAGAAUCUUACAGCAUCUUUGAUAACACCUCUCAGCAGAAGUGCCAUUUAGUCCAUGUGGAAAAUAGAGAAAAACUAAUUCUGGUAAUCUCUUUAGGGACAUUUAAUUGUACAGACAACAUAAUGUAACAAUAUCUCAGCAUUAUAUAAUGGCUGUAAAUUACCUUUAUUUGUGCCGACUGGAGGAGCACCGUAACAUACUCUGAUGUGUUUGCUGGGGCAUCCUGCUCCCCAUUGGUGUCUAAGCAGCACUGAGUUUAUUGAAAUGUCGCUUUCACUGGAAGUGCUGAUGUUUCGGUUCUAAUUGCCAUAUAAAAUAGAGCUGUCUUUUGGGUUUAUCAGCUUUCUCAUUCAUAGGCAAUACCUGGGUUUUAAAUAAUUAGUGAGCCACUUGUUUCUCAAGUGUUUGGCUAGUUCUAUUAAGAAAUAGUUGAAUGUCGUGCUGUUCGGAGCCUCAGAAGGGGGUGGGGGAGGGGUGAGGCAGAAUCUAUUCUGGGUUGGGCCAGCCUGAACUAGGUAAUACUGGCAACUAAGAUUCUGUGAAGAUUCUAUGCAUAUAGUAGUGUCAGUGGGGUGAAAAAGAGCCGUUUUAACAAUUUUGAGUAAGUUUGGCUAUUCUGUGGCCUCUUUCUUCCUUCCCCAAAGACGUUCUACUUGCCUAACUCUCAAACUGUUGGGGUGAUACAUUCCUUUGGGACCAAUUAAAAUAAAACGUUGGGGUCAGUGAUAUAUGUGACUGGCUCUGGUUCAGUAUUCUCUUAGGUCACUGUAUUCUCUCUUGUAUGGUUGCCCGAAAUUAUAAUGUUAAGUAAUCUAAAAUAAGUUCAGACAAGUAAAAUCAAGGGAAAUAGAAGGUGAAUUCUAUAACUUCUGUUGCUUGAUAUUAAAGGUUGAGAGGCAGGUCGGCCCCAGACUGUACACUUUUCUGACACUUUUCCCAGGAAGAAAACAAUGUACAAAGGUCGGGGUGGAGGCGUGACUGAGGAGCUGGGCACAGUGUGCAUAUGUCUGCUCUCUCUGCCUUAAGUCUCAGUCUGUCUGGUCGAAAGACUUUGUACUGGUGAAUGGCAAUAUGCAGGUGGGACAGUGUCAAAAGCAGUUUGAUUUAUUAAUCACCAAGUAACAAUAAAUCUCCAGCUUUUA